Molecule: messenger RNA, 463 nt
Organism: Notechis scutatus (mainland tiger snake)
Lineage: Eukaryota; Metazoa; Chordata; Lepidosauria; Squamata; Elapidae
Source: RefSeq, a predicted model, not a curated record
UAUCAGAAGUUUAAAAGGUUGGUCAAUCACAUAACUGUUUCUCUAGUUGUUGUUAACUUCAAGGAAGCAAGAUCUUGCAUUCUCUUCUAAGCACAAGGAACCCUCAAGAUGAAUCCUCACACGGUUAUAAACCAGCCACAGAUGACAGUGACCCAACAUCAAAGCUGUGAAUGGCAAACCGACUUAUUCGAUUGUUUCAAUGACUGGGGAGUGUGUUUCUGUGGAAUGUGUUGUCCCCUAUGUCUGGGAUGCCAAAUUGCCUCAGAAUUGGACGAAUGCCCUCUUUGUGGCAUAACCAUGGCCUUUAGAACUCUCUAUCGGACAAGAUAUGGCAUUCCGGGAUCCCUCCUGAGUGACUAUUUUGCAACAGCAUGUUGCACUUUUUGUAGUAUUUGCCAACUCAAGAGAGACAUCAAUAAACGAAAAGACAGGGGAAUCUUCUAAAAAGGUUGGUGUUUACUCA